Messenger RNA from Coregonus clupeaformis (lake whitefish), 992 nucleotides. RefSeq names its product charged multivesicular body protein 1a. Lineage: Eukaryota; Metazoa; Chordata; Actinopteri; Salmoniformes; Salmonidae. Gene Ontology annotation, biological process: protein transport; late endosome to vacuole transport; endosome transport via multivesicular body sorting pathway. Gene Ontology annotation, cellular component: ESCRT III complex; multivesicular body. The coding region runs from base 124 to 723 and encodes 199 amino acids. The transcript is spliced from 7 exons. The record is from RefSeq and is a predicted model, not a curated record.
UGACCCGCUCUGAAACAGGAAGAGGAUCUUCAUACACGGAAAUCUAAACAAUAGGACAAUUAGCUCAUUUGCGAAGUAAACGUUUUUUGUUUUUAGUUUAGUGGAACUCAAAGACACGCGGACAUGGAUGACACACUCUUCCAACUGAAGUUUACAGCAAAACAGCUUGAGAAACUUGCCAAAAAGGCAGAGAAGGAUUCAAACUCUGAGCAAGCCAAAGUUAAAAAGGCUCUUCAGCAGAAGAAUGUGGAAGUUGCCAGAGUGUAUGCAGAGAAUGCCAUCCGUAAGAAGAACGAGGGCCUUAAUUGGCUGCGUAUGGCAUCUCGUGUUGAUGCUGUGGCCUCCAAGGUCCAGACUGCAGUCACUAUGAAGGCGGUCACAAAGAAUAUGGCGCAGGUCACCAAGGCGCUGGACAAGGCACUGGGUUCCAUGGACCUGCAGAAGGUGUCUGCUGUCAUGGACAAGUUUGAGACACAGGUCCAGAACCUGGAUGUUCACACCUCUGUGAUGGAGGACUCGAUGAGCUCGGCCACCACACUGACCACGCCCCAAGACCAGGUGGAUGACCUCAUCGUCCAGAUAGCAGAGGAGAGUGGUCUGGAGGUGAUGGACCAGCUCAGCCAGCUGCCUGCAGGAGCCACCUCACUGGGAGAGAGCUCCUCACGCUCACAGCAAGAGAAGGAGGACCAGCUGUCCCGCAGGUUGGCUGCUUUGCGGAACUGAAGAUAUAUCUUGGCUAUUUGCAAGACAGAUGGAGGCUUGACAGCUGCUUGGAAACAGACAGCGCAGAGUUGUGUGAUUCUAUCGAACUGUUCUUAUUGUGAGGACCUAAUGAGCCUAUUGAUUUCCAUCCCCACAUCUAUUUAUAUACACACUCACACUGUGUUGCUGAAAAUACCACCUGAGAAGGCAUGGGUCUCUCUUUGUCUCUGUCUAUGUCUGUCUAUCUCUCUCUCUCUCUCUGUCCAUCUCUCUCUCUCUCUGUCCAUCUC